Anneissia japonica is the source of this 3091-nucleotide messenger RNA. Its product is annotated as cholinesterase 2-like. The transcript has 4 exons. The coding region runs from base 336 to 2192 and encodes 618 amino acids. Lineage: Eukaryota; Metazoa; Echinodermata; Crinoidea; Comatulida; Comatulidae. Gene Ontology annotation, molecular function: acetylcholinesterase activity. Gene Ontology annotation, cellular component: plasma membrane. Gene Ontology annotation, biological process: acetylcholine catabolic process; choline metabolic process. The record is from RefSeq and is a predicted model, not a curated record.
ACAAACCAACAUAGUAUAGGUCUAGUUUCUGUAUUUCGAUUGAUGGAACGGCAUAAACUAUAUAUGUAUAGCAGGAGAAAACAUUAGUUGAGAAUUGAGAUUGGCUGUUCCUCUUGGCAGGACUGUAGUCUAAUCGAUGCAGUUUUUUGCCGGAUCAUUAGCUAACUGCGUUUUGGUAAUUUAGAUGUGGAUCGAUAACAGUUAAUGGUAUUCGAAGAGCGUGAAAGCUAGGUACAUCAACCAGAGUGCUACUUUGCGCUGGCCUAGAGUGAUCAUUUUGCGCCUGGGAGCUUCGCUUGGUUAGCCAAUGCAAAUUUUCUUUAACCAAUCACAAGAUGUCUUUCAAAAUCCAGUUCCUCGCAUUGGUUGUCACUAGCAUGUACACGACAACUAAUACAGCGUCUUUUAACCGGAAACUGGAGAUCAAAACAAAUAGUGGCUCUACCAUACGAGGUUUUGAAAAGUUAGUGAAGCUUGAAGAAACACAGACUAUAUAUACUUACUUAGGCAUUCCAUAUGCAGAGCCUCCAGUUGGCAAGGAUAGGUUCAUGCCCCCAAAACCACGCCGUGUGAACAGACAGGAAAUAAUAAACGCCACAGAAUUCGGUUACAGUUGCUACCAGUUAAUAGACGACACAUUCCCAAACUUCAGCGGAGCCGAAAUGUGGAACCCGAAGACAAACCUUAGUGAGGAUUGUCUGACGUUGAAUAUCUGGGUCCCAGAGAAAGGGCCUGAGAAAGGCCUUAAGGCAGUAAUGGUGUGGAUCUAUGGUGGAGGAUUCGUGACUGGAGCUACUGCCAUUGAUGUCUAUGACGGUGCUAUUCUGGCUGCGUCUGAAGGCGUUGUCGUCGUAUCAAUAAAUUAUCGUGUGGGGGCGCUUGGAUUCUUAGCUUUGAAUGAUAGCAUUCCUGGCAACAAUGGCCUCUUGGACCAAAAACUUGCCUUAGACUGGAUAUACGAUAAUAUCCAAACGUUUGGAGGGGAUAGAUCUAAGAUAACCAUAUUUGGAGAGAGUGCAGGAGCUGUCAGUGUUGGUCUACAUAUGUUGUCAAACAUGAGUAAUUCGCGUUUCAAGCACGCGAUCAUGCAGAGUGGAUCACCCACAACUCCUUGGGCAAUUCUGUCCAAAGACGUGGCUUAUGAGCGCGGGAUGAAGUUAGCCAAAGAAGUUAACUGCUAUUACCGCGAAAAUGGUAAUAAAAAUAAUUUAACGGAAGUGAUAAAAUGUCUGCGAGACGUCAACGCCAGCCAUAUAGUUAAAAAUGAAUGGGUAGCAGCUGGUGUUUAUGUGUUUCCUUUUGGGCCUGUUGUAGAUGGAACCUUUUUAACAGAUCAUCCGACAGAGCUGCUUAAGAAAGGCUCGGUAAAAUCAACCUCAAUCAUGAUAGGGACGAACUUAAACGAAGCUUCGUAUUACCUGGUUUAUUUUAUAGACAAAUAUUUUAAAAAAGACAAGCCAAGUGGCAUUAAUGAAACUCAAUUCAGAGACAUUAUAAAAAUGGAACUCCCACAAGCAAACCCAUUCGAAAUAGAUGCUAUUUCCUUCCAGUACACCGACUGGUCAAACGCUGGAAGCCAAGAAAUGUACCGCGACGCAACAGACGAAUGGAUAGGAGAUUACAACAUAAAAUGUCCUGUAUAUAACUUUGGUCUUGAUUACGCCGCCCAUGAUAACUCUAAGGUACACGCGUACUACUUUACACAGCGGCCUAAAAAUAGCCCAUGGCACGAAUGGAUGGGCGCCAUUCAUGGUGAGGAAAUUGCCUUUGUGUUUGGUCAACCGUUACAAGAUGGCCAGAAUUUCACUGAAGAGGAAAAGGGACUUAGUAAAAAGAUGAUGAAACUAUGGGCAACCUUUGCAAAGAGCGGCAAUCCCACCCAGAACCAUUACUGGAAAAAGUUCACACGUGCGAAACAAAACUAUCUUGAGUUGAGCGUCUCAUCACUCAACCACGACUCCACAGCUAAAGGUCCGAGGACCAACAAGUGCGCCCUCUGGAGCCAAUACUUACCGAAACUUGCCAGGGACACGGCCGACAUCAAGGAAUCGGAGAUGGAAUGGAAGAAAGAAUUUCAUCAGUGGAGUAAUGAAUACAUGGUUGCAUGGAAGGCUGAAUUUAAUAACUAUAUAGCAGACAAGGAGAACAAAUGCGCGGGGACAGGAAAAGGCGCCAAUCGCAAUGAGCUGUAGCGCCUGAUGGAUUUCUCUAUGGACGCACUUUAAUGGACGAGUAUCAAGAGGGUGGCACUGAUUGCUUGUAUAAUUGAAUACGCCACAGGCUCAAGUGUGCAUCCGAAUGCAUAUAAUAAUAUUAUGAUAUAGCAUUAUGACCUCAUAUCAAUAGACACAAAAUAGUGAAGACGAAAGCAAUAUUGUUUUUGAACUUAAAGUACACCAAAUAAGCCUAAACUUUUCACGUUUAUUUCAUCGCAGAAGGGAAACGACCAAAUCGGAUACCUUGUAGACAGAUUUGCAUUCAAAAUCAAAGACAGUUAACCUUAUAGAUAUAUCUUUUUAUAUUGUAUACGAUGUGGAAAUUAUGUAUAUAACAUUACAUUUGUAAGUAUUUGUAUUUAAGUCCAUUUGUUCAUGAACAAAUUAAUAGUUGAUAUUCAGAUAUCUGGUAACAGAUUGAAUCAAAUUGAAGUACAUAGCAACAUACUGUAACAAUAAAUAGGUCUAUCAGAAGAGGAAAUACGAUAUUUGUAUAUGGAUUGUCACAUGACCAACUUGAGCUGAAUAAUCUAAAAUAUAAAUCGCAGCAAUAGAAAAAUAAGUAGCUUCGUGCUACCGACCUUACAACUCGGUAUUCUCCACGUAUCACGUCAUGGCAUUCAUUGCGUGCACACACACAGAUGACACGGGCGUCCUGAUAUAAUACGCUUUAUCAAAGCAAAUUACAUAGCGGAGGCUUCAAGACGUUUACAUUUAAGUACCUUAAAUGCAUGCAGACUAAGUAAAGUAUGACGUAGGCCUAUGUACUGAAACAGUUGAUGAAAUGUAAUAUUAUUAUGCUAAGUUUUUAUAAUUAUUGUUCCGCCAAUGCUAAACGGUAUAUUUAUUACUUUUAAUUCAGUUAUAGUUUUAUU